AUGCCUGCCGAAACUACCACUCUCCAGGAGUUCGAGAGCGUCUACCCCAAGCUCCAGGCCGCCAUCCUCGAGCAUGCCAAGUCGUACAAGCUCCCCCAGGGGGAGAUGGACUGGUUCAAGCUGAACCUCGAAACCAACCCUCUUGGCGGCAAGUGUAACCGUGGCAUGUCCGUCCCCGACUCGGUCUCGCUCCUCAUCGGCGAGAAGCUCAACGAGGAGCAAUACUUUGAGGCUGCGACCCUGGGAUGGAUGACGGAGCUUCUCCAGGCCUUCUUCCUCGUUUCCGACGACAUCAUGGACGGCAGCAUCACCCGCCGCGGCAAGCCUUGCUGGUACCGCAUGGACGGCGUCGGCAUGGUGGCCAUCAACGACGCCUUUAUGCUCGAGUCGGUCAUCUACACGCUGCUCAAGAAGUUUUUCCGCUCGCACCCGGCCUACAUCGACCUCGUCGAGCUCUUCCACGAGACGACGCUGCAGACUGAGAUGGGCCAGCUGUGCGAUCUGCUGACCGCCCCCGAGGACAAGGUCAACCUCGACAACUUUUCCAUGGAAAAGUACCAGUUCAUCGUCAUCUACAAGACGGCCUACUACUCCUUCUACCUCCCCGUCGCCCUCGCCCUGUACCAGCUCAACCUCGCCACCCCCAAGAACCUCAAGCAGGCCGAGAGCAUCCUGAUCCCGCUCGGCGAAUACUUCCAGGUCCAGGACGACUACCUCGACAACUUUGGCCUGCCCGAGCACAUUGGCAAGAUUGGCACCGACAUCAAGGACAACAAGUGCUCCUGGCUCGUCAACAAGGCCCUCGAGAUUGCCACCCCCGAGCAGCGCAAGAUUCUCGAGGACAACUACGGCCAAAAGGACGACGCUAAGGAGGCCGUCAUCAAGAAGCUCUACGACGACAUGAAGCUCAAGGACAUCUAUCUUGAGUUUGAGGAGAAGCGCGCCGAGGAGAUUCGCGAAAUGAUUGCCAAGGUCGACGAGAGCGAGGGUCUCAAGAAGGAGAUUUUCGAGGUAUUCCUCAAGAAGGUCUACAAGCGCACCAAGUAA
Messenger RNA from Akanthomyces muscarius, 1047 nucleotides. RefSeq lists its product as uncharacterized. Gene Ontology annotation, molecular function: dimethylallyltranstransferase activity; (2E,6E)-farnesyl diphosphate synthase activity. The transcript is spliced from 2 exons. Gene Ontology annotation, cellular component: cytoplasm. Gene Ontology annotation, biological process: trans, trans-farnesyl diphosphate biosynthetic process. The record is from RefSeq and is a predicted model, not a curated record. NCBI's taxonomy places the organism in Eukaryota, Fungi, Ascomycota, Sordariomycetes, Hypocreales, Cordycipitaceae. The coding region runs from base 1 to 1047 and encodes 348 amino acids.